Messenger RNA from Cuscuta epithymum, 1240 nucleotides. The record is from the annotation of a GenBank genome assembly. Lineage: Eukaryota; Viridiplantae; Streptophyta; Magnoliopsida; Solanales; Convolvulaceae.
AAAACAUGUAGAAGUGUAUAAGAAUGUGUAAACUUUUCUAUUGCAAUUUGUGCUUCCCUCAAACCUUUUUGCAUUGAAAGGCGCGCUCUGAGAUAUUGGACGCUUAUCAAUCAUUACCAAAAGCUCAAUCUUUCACCAGCAAGCCCAGAUCUUUCCCAAAACUUCGGGCUUUCUGAAUUGAAUAUCGAAUCCAAACCCCCAGCAGUGUUGUUGGCAAGAUCCCCCAAGAGAAACAUGUUGCGUACUGAAGCGUCAUUUGAGAUUUACAAUACAGACGAAGCGCUGCCUGGAGAAUCUAAGAAUGAAGAAUUGAUCGCGAAAGAGGUUAUGAGCAGUGGAGAGUUCAGUUUUAGGAAGAUUGAUGAAAUUGAUGGAGAAGGGGAGAGUGAACAAGAAGAAAGUGUAGAAGAAAAGUUUAAAGAUAUGAGUUUUGCUGGGGAUGGGGAUGAAGAAGAGAUUGAGAAAUACUAUAAGAUGAAGCUCAAAGAGAAUCCUUCCAACCCUUUGUUUCUCAGGAAAUAUGCUCAACUUUUGCAGUCAAAGGGAAAUAUGUCAGAAGCAGAGGAACAAUACUUUCUUGCUACCUUAGCUGAUCCUAAGGAUGGGGAUACCUUAGCACAUUACGCUCAGUUGGUUUGGGAGCUCUAUCAUGACAAAGAUAGAGCCCAUUGGUAUUUUAAGCGUGCACUUCUUGCUGCUUCCAAUGAUAGCUAUGUUCUUGGGGCAUGUGCUAGUUUUCUUUGGGAGAUUGAUGGAAGCGAUGAUGAGCCAAAGGAGGACUCUUUGAGAGAAGAUGGGUACUCUUCAAGUGCAAUAGCUACUGAACCAAGUGAAGGUGCAAUGAUUUUGGCAUAUGCAAAUUUUAUAUGGAAACUCCAUCAUGACAAAGACAAAGCAUCAUUGUACUUUGAGAGAGCAAUUCAAGCAUCUCCAGAAGAUAGCAUUGUGUUGGGAGAAUAUGCAAGCUUUCUGUGGCAAAUAGAGGAAGAUUAAGAUGCUUCUGGUGUAAGAGAAUGAAGAGUGCGGUUUUGUUUUCUCAAAUAAAUAAUAUUGCCUCCAUCCAAAAAGAAAAGUAUCAAUUUACUACGUGGUAUCACUUAGCAACUCGUCACAUUUAUCUCCAAUUUUAUGUAUCAACGUUAUUUACAUUGAAUACAAUUUAUGGGGUCCAAUUUUUUUUGUCUUACCUCGAGAUCACAUCAUCUAUAAGAAAGUGAUUAUAAGAAAGUGAUUUAUAUAG